AUGGAAUUAAAGCAAAUUACAACAAUAAGUGCUAAAACUGAUCUUGCUUUGUAUGGAAAAAGAACUAUUUACUUUAAUUUUUUAGAUGAAAAUUCAUAAUACAUCAAAAAGUCUGAUAAUAUUAUAGAUACAAAUAAAAUGGCUAUUAUUAUGAGUUAACUAGAAGAUAGCUAUCUAUUAGGGAGUGUAGAUAAUGAUGAUAAUACUAAAAUACAUAGUUUCUUAUCUUAAGAUGGAGUUUUUUGGAUUAAUAAUUUAUUCAACAAUCCAUUUAGUGUUUAUAAUUUCACAUAAAAUUAAGUAAUUCAAGACAUUAAUUUACAAAAUAAUAAAAUUGCAGUCUAUGAUAAUUUCACAUAAAAUUUAAUCAUUUACGAUAUUAUUAAAACUAAUAAUGAAUUAGUUGCUAUAAAGUUAAAUUUUACAUUUGAUCUCACUAUAACUAUUGUUGAUUGGAAUUUAGUAUCCUUCAUAUGGGUAAAAGAAAAUGUCUUUUAUCUAUAAAAGACAUAAAAUUAACCAUAGACAUCAAUAAUUAUAGAAUUAGAAUCUCAAGUUAUUAAAUACUACUACUGUUCAAAUUAACAAACUUUAGUCGCUCUCACUUCUGAUAAAAUGGUUUAUUCAAUAAAUGUAUUCGCAAAGACAUAUUAAUGGUUAGAAUAUAUUUUCUAAACAUCUUAGCUAGGUUUUUUUGUUCAGUGUGAAGAUAGCUAGAUAGUAUUUUAUUAUCCAUAUGUUAAAAUUUUUGAUUUAGUUUCAGUAGAAAGAUUAGGAUACUUUGAAGAUAACUUGUACGAUAUAGGAAUGGUAUAUAAUAUUGAUAAUUAUAAAAUAUUGGUUGGACUAACAGGAUCAUUAAAAUAAGUAAACAUUAUUAGCAUUCCAGGAAAAUAAUAAUUAUUCCUUUACGAAUGUGUUGGAUAAUUUGCUAAAAAUGCAGUUUAUUAUUAUUAAGAAUAAACUAGCUUGAUAGUAGUUGAUAGCAGUCCAACUAUUUAUCUGUUUAAUUAUUUAACCCUGAAUGUUACAAACUUUAGAAUUGAUAUAAAUAACAUCCAAGGCGUUUUGAUGGAUAAAAACAAGAAUAUAGCUUUUUUAUAUUCAAAUUAGCUUAUAUUAACAUUUUAGUUUCCUAGUAUUUUAUCUAAAUACGCAGUAGUCGUUGAUGAUUGUUUAGACUUAUACAAAUAUAAUUGCUUUUGA
Messenger RNA from Tetrahymena thermophila SB210, 1206 nucleotides. RefSeq lists its product as hypothetical. The record is from RefSeq and is a predicted model, not a curated record. The transcript is spliced from 5 exons. Lineage: Eukaryota; Ciliophora; Oligohymenophorea; Hymenostomatida; Tetrahymenidae.